Momordica charantia (bitter melon) is the source of this 1852-nucleotide messenger RNA. NCBI's taxonomy places the organism in Eukaryota, Viridiplantae, Streptophyta, Magnoliopsida, Cucurbitales, Cucurbitaceae. The record is from RefSeq and is a predicted model, not a curated record.
AGAAGUAUAUUGCUAAGAAAAAUGACAACGCAAGGGUAAGGGUAGUGACUAAGAGAGAAUCCCCUCUCAAAAGAAUUUUUAAUUUGGGUGAUCAUGGCUAUGCUAUAGUUACAAAAGAAUUUUCUACGGUUAAUACACCACAAAGAAGCAUUGAGCUGUACUUGAUGUGAAGAAGAUUUGUUGUUGAACACCCUCUUGAUUCCUUUGCUUCCACAGGCCCCACAAAAGAGCUCUUGAUGCACAGCCCUAUGGAAUUUUUAAUUUAUCCCUUGAAAGCCACCCAUUUAACACUUCCAAAAGCCAAUCAUCAAUCAUCCCUGGUAGACAAAGAGAUAACCCAAGUUCCUUCAUAAAAAAACCAACCUUUUAAGAAAAAGGACAAUGGAGGAAUAGGAAGAGGUGAUCAGAGGAUUCAAAAUGACUCCAUCAAAGGCUGCACGCCGAGGGAGAGGGCCUAGUUGGUGAUGUUUUUUUUGGAGUUUCUGGUGGGUGUUGAGGCUUCUACGAGCAAGACUCCACAAAAGAUUUUUUACCUGCUUCGGGCUAUGAAGAACUUUCAGUCUUUGAGGAACUUCUGUACGUUUUAAAAAGUCAGAUUUCGAAGAGAAAAAUUUAGACUUCUUGAGGGACUAUUCUGCAACAUCUUCUCCAUACCUCGCCAAAAUUAUGAAGUUGGUUCACCAAGCUCGCCAACUAUUCCAUUCUCCAUCCCCAAUUCCUCUUGUAAAUCCCAAGCCCAGCCCCAAACUCAGUGGUCCUUUAUCCAACAAUCAGAAAUCAAGACAUCUUUCUUUACGGAUAGGGUUUUGAAAUGAUAGGGACAUAAUUGAAACGUACCCGUUCAGGAGUAUUUUGUAUAAUUUAACCUUUUAUAAACGGGAAUUAACUUUUAGUUUUCCUGUGCCCUGAGUGAGAUCUAGAGGGAGGACAGGAGAAAACUUCAAUUUUUCUCUUUGCCUCUUUGGUUUUCAUGGAUUUUGUUCCAUGAUGAUUUUUGAUUAAUUAAAGAAAUAAUGAAGCUAGUUGCUGUUGCCCGAUCCCUUCAAGUCCAUUCCACACUUCCUAAAGUAAUCGGGUCAUUUCAGGUCCGCUUCUUCCAGCCUGAUUUUGCUCCCAGAGACUCAACAGCCAAGCCAAAAAGAUACAAGUAUCCACCAUUUUAUGAUCCUUAUGGCCCUAGGCCCCCACCCUCUGAUAAAAUCAUUCAGCUUGCUGAAAAAAUUGUAGCACUACCUGUCGACGAGCGUUGCCAGAUCGGUCCUGCACUCACUGAAAGGCUUAGACAUCCUAAGCUGCAGCCAAUUUCAGUAGAUGGCUUGGACAUGGGUUCCGAAGGUGGGGCAGGUGCUGGAUCUUCCAAGGUGGAGGAGAAAAAGGAAAAAACUGCUUUCGACGUGAAGCUAGAGAAGUUCGAUGCAGCCGCGAAAAUUAAGGUGAUUAAAGAAGUGAGGUCCUUCACUAAUUUGGGUCUGAAGGAGGCAAAAGAUUUGGUGGAGAAAGUACCUGCAAUUCUUAAGCAAGGGGUGACCAAAGAGGAGGCGAACGACAUCAUUGAAAAAAUCAAAGCUGCUGGAGGAGUUGCAGUCAUGGAGUAAAAAUUGUUCUGGUUUGUUCAUAUUUUUCCAACGGCUUUAGAAAUCCUGGGCAAUUCUUGUCUUCAACCACUGAAUAUUUGUUCUGUGGGUUGAUGUUGUUGCCAGCCAAUUGAGUUGCAAAAGGAUGAAGAACAAUAAAUCUCUUAGGACUUGUUUUCCCUUAUGCAGUGAUUUAUUGUUGUUUUCAUUUUUUCUUUUACAAAAAGAGAGCCAAUUCAAAUAAAAAUCUGCUACUGAUGCCUAACUACUUUGACCUA